Messenger RNA from Galeopterus variegatus (Sunda flying lemur), 1650 nucleotides. RefSeq names its product vaccinia related kinase 1 (gene VRK1). Gene Ontology annotation, molecular function: ATP binding; protein serine/threonine kinase activity. Gene Ontology annotation, biological process: signal transduction; peptidyl-serine phosphorylation. Lineage: Eukaryota; Metazoa; Chordata; Mammalia; Dermoptera; Cynocephalidae. The coding region runs from base 1 to 1260 and encodes 419 amino acids. The record is from RefSeq and is a predicted model, not a curated record. Gene Ontology annotation, cellular component: cytoplasm; nucleus. The transcript is spliced from 13 exons.
AUGCCUCGUGUAAAAGCAGCUCAAGGUGGAAGACAGGGCCCUGCAAAGAGACAUCUUGCAGAAAAGUUUGCAGCUGGGGAAAUUAUAACUGACAUGGCAAAAAAGGAAUGGAAACUAGGAUUACCCAUUGGCCAAGGUGGCUUUGGUUGUAUUUAUCUUGCUGACAUGAAUUCUUCCAAAUCAGUUGGCAGUGAUGCACCCUUUGUUGUAAAAGUGGAACCCAGUGAUAAUGGACCUCUUUUUACUGAAUUAAAGUUCUACCAGCGAGCUGCUAAACCAGAGCAAAUUCAAAAGUGGAUUCGUACCCGUAAACUGAAAUACCUGGGUGUUCCUAAGUAUUGGGGAUCUGGUCUACAUGAUAAAAGUGGAAAAAGUUAUAGGUUUAUGAUAAUGGAUCGCUUUGGGAGUGACCUUCAGAAAAUAUAUGAAGCAAAUGCCAGAAGAUUUUCUCGGAAAACUGUGUUGCAGCUGAGCUUAAGAAUUCUGGAUAUUCUGGAAUAUAUUCACGAGCAUGAGUAUGUACAUGGAGAUAUCAAGGCCUCAAAUCUUCUUCUGAGCUACAAGAAUCCUGACCAGGUGUACUUGGUAGAUUAUGGUCUUGCUUAUCGGUACUGCCCAGAAGGAGUUCAUAAAGAAUACAAAGAGGACCCCAAAAGAUGUCACGAUGGCACUAUUGAGUUCACCAGCAUCGAUGCGCACAAUGGCGUGGCCCCAUCAAGACGUGGUGAUUUGGAAAUACUUGGUUAUUGUAUGAUCCAGUGGCUUAGUGGCCAUCUUCCUUGGGAGGAUAAUUUGAAAGAUCCUAACUAUGUUAGAGAUUCUAAAAUUAGCUACAGAGAAAAUAUUGCAGGUUUGAUGGACAAAUGUUUUCCUGAGAAAAACAAGCCAGGUGAAAUUGCUAACUACAUGGAAACAGUGAGAUUACUGGACUAUACCCAAAAACCUCUUUAUCAAAAUUUACGUGAUAUUCUUUUGCAAGGACUAAAAGCUAUAGGGAGCAAGGAUGAUGGCAAACUGGACUUCAGUGUUGUGGAGAAUGGAGGUUUGAAAGUAAAAGCAAUAUCAAAGCGAAAGAAAGAAAUUGAAGAAAGCACAGAAUCUAGUGUUGAAGAUAUGGAAUGGUCAAAUACACAGACAGAGGAGGCCACACAAACCCGAAGUGAGGAGUCCCAAGGAGAAAUACAUCGCAGCAUGUCUGAGCCAGGGCCUAGCAGCAGCAGAUAUCACAGUUCAAGAACCAGAAAGAGAGUCCAGAAGUAAAUCACGUGCUGUGAACCAACUUCUCUUUUCUUCUUUUUCAUUUGACUCUGUUCUUCCUUUCUAUUUUAAGUGGUGUGUGUGUGUGUGUGUCUUGUGGGUGGGAGUAGUGAAUACCUAUGUCUUGUCUUUGAAAAAUAUAAGCUUUUUUUAUUAAAAUAAAUACUUUGUACAAUUUAUUAAAGAGGAAUUUAUGAAAUUCCAAAAUCUUCAGGUUAUAUUCUCUAAGCUUUCCCAAGCUGUAUGUGGUUGAGAUUUUGGAGUACGUAUAAGAAAAGUUACUAUAACACAUAUUUUCUUAUCAUUGUGCAUUUCCCAGAGUUUGACGAAGUCCUCAUUUUUAAGGAAAUGUAAAACUUAAAAUAAAGGUCUCUUUUGUUUGAUACAAAUACA